AUGACCGGGUCGUGCAACGGCUGGUGUGCUAUUUUGUUUUCCUGUAUGUUUGUGCGAACCUGGCUGCCGAAUGGUGGCGCCUGCCAUUUCACAGGUGAAACAGAAGAGGUUGAGAGCAGUUCUUCCAGUUCCGGAAGUUCGGACACCACAGAUAGCGAUGUCGACCCUACAUCUCCCCUGCCUGCUCCAGCUCGAGGCAAUAUCAAUACCAGUACAGAGAAGAAGGUGCCAAAGCAAACAAAGAUAGAGAUCAAGAGCGAAAGCCAGAGCUCGGAGGACAGAAACAGCAGCUCCAGCGGCAGCAGCAGCAGCAGCAGCAGCUCCAGCAGCGAGGAGGAUAAUGAGUAUUCGGACCUUGAUCCGGAAGAAGAACUGGACAAAGAAGUCGCAGGUGAAAAGGGGCUCAAGGACUUGAUUGUCAAGCAGGAGCAAGCACCAGUAGACGCCACCUAUCGUGGGAAUUGGGCAGAUGCUCCGCCAGUUGGUUCUCCAGGCUUCAAUCGUUUCGCCGGACGGGCCAUGUGGAAUGCUGGCAUUGGAAAAAAGAAGACAAUCUUGGAAGGCAAUGGCAACUGUCCACCCAUGCAGCCACAUCAGGAGGCUGUGGCUUUCCUUCUCCACCCGCAGUCCCCCGUCAUGCGAUUGCUCGUCGACCAUCCAACUGGGUCAGGAAAGACCAGAGAAAUGAUCAAGGUUCUCGACAAUUACUACUUGGAUCCACGCCCAAAGGUUCCAAUAUUUCCCAAGGAGCCAGUGUGCCGCAAUUUCUAUUUGGAGCUGCUCCGGUGGCCGAGCCGGUACAGAGACUUCUUUUCUUGUUUAAGGCCCACGGAUGCUGCGCGAGCUUGUGGAUGUAGUGAUUGGAGGGGUCGACGAGCUGAACUGUGGGACUUGGCAGAGAUUCCCGGUCAAGAGCUGAAAGAGCUUUGCAGAACGCUGCGGGAUGUGUUGGAGAUGAAGGGGUGGUUCUACAUGGGACGAAUGAGGAGGUCUCGACAAGAGGCAUUUAAGGCCCGCUUUCCGGAGGAAGCAGUCCCAGCGGCACCUUUGCGUGCUCUUCGCUACACAUCAGCAGGGGGGCGCUAUGCUGACCUGCGCCCAGAUGGGUGGCCAGCUAGUGCACUCCUGAAGGUGGCAUUCACCCGUGCUCGUGAUGGUGGAAAUGCUUAUUCGAACAAGGUUGUCCUGAUGGACGAGGUGCACAAUUUAGUACGAUCACAGACCCAAUAUGGAGAGCAACUUGCAAGGCUUCGAACCCUACUCUCAACUACAAGCAGCACGGUCUUGGCAGGCUUCACAGGCACACCCAUCCUCAACAAGGCUUCUGAAGGUCGCCAGCUCUUAGACAUCAUCAAGGGUGUUCGAUCUGCACGUGGAGAUGGGGGUUUUCUUUCUUCUUUUCCGAUGCGUCCAGCUGGCUUGUUCCCGACCUCCUUGCCUCGGGGUUUGCCUGAUGGUUUGCUCACACCCAACCUCCGGCGGCAAUUUGUGCGCAAGGUAACUUUGAUCGGAGAGACCUUGAAGCGCUAUGAUGCCAAACGGCGGAAAGGCUUGCCGGAGAGCAGGCUCAGAGCGUACUGCAAUCUUUGCGUACACUUUGGUAGCCUUCAUGACGGCAAGAAUGGCAGCAAGGCGAGGGUGCUGGCCAACAUGCAGACAUGUGCUCCCAAACUCUUUGCAAUUGCCAAAGAUGUUGCAGAUCACGAUGAGAAGGCUCUCGUACUCGUUGCUCGCAACUCUGGUCUCCUUGCCUUGUUGGAGCACUUGCGUGAGGUCGCCGCAAAUGCCAAGCACACAUUUGGGGUAGCAACGAUGGAGGAGUUGUCGGAGUUCAACUCAGUCAGCAACUUGAAAGGCGAACGCUUUCGUGUCCUUGUAGCUGAUGCAGGACAAUGCUCGGAGGGAGUGAGCUUCUUCGCAGUUCGAAGGCUGCACCUGGCGGACGUUCCAGCAACGCCAAGCGCCUUGGUCCAGUCGGUCGGAAGAGCUAUACGUAUGUACGGACACAGAGGUUUGCCCGAAUCGGAGCAGACGGUCACCACCACGCUCUGGGUAGCUGUUCUACCCCGAUGGAUGCAGUCCCCGCUCGCUGCCUUGGCCUUCCGCGCUCAGAAGCAGCGUGAAGCGCAGGACAUGGAGGCUGGAGCACGCCGACUUCUGAGAUCUUUUUUCGCAGCUGGCCUGAAGGACUUGUCAGCACUGAAAGCACGUAUUGACAGCUUUGGCGGGAGCUCGACCGAACCAUCUGGCGGAAAGGCACCCCUAGCACCCAUUGCUACUGCAAACUUCCUGGAGCAGCUUGGGCUGUGGGAGGAAGCGAAAUCAGUGAGACACCGUGUGCAAAGCCGACCUCAGGCUCGCAGGCACAGCCGACACUGCAGAGUCUCUGCCAAGAUGAUUCAAAAGGUCAAAGCGCCGAAGCUUGAGGUAAAGGAAGAGCUCAAGGUCAAGCCCGAAAUCAAGGUGAAAGAAGAGCUGGAGGAAAAGGUGCUUUUGAGGCCUUCCUCAACGGCCCGGCCAGUUGCAACACCUCAGGUGUCUUUUGACCAGCCUCUACGCGCGCUCCUCGACAAAUGCCCGCAGCCACCGCAAAGCUCAAGACCUGAUGUUCCUGGUCUUCCUCAAGACUUUGUGUGGGACAGAGAUCCUUUAGUAAGAGCAUUGCAGCAACUCUAUUCCAGAGCUUCGGGUGCCGAUGUGGAGAAGCACUUGCAUCUCAGCCCAUGGUCGGCAGACCAAGAGGCCAUAAAGAAUCUAGCCCGCUCGUCAAGGGAAUUUGUUCCAGCGCUUGAAGAGCUUCGCAGAAAAGCCGUGGACCGCGCGGUUUUGCUUGCCGCAGAGCGUCGCAAGAAGGUCAAGGAGCAAGAUGCGGACCAGGGUCACAGUGAAGGGGAGAGCAGCGGGCUUGACUUCAGCAUUAGCGAUCACAAUGGUGAAGACCAAACUGUUGCAACGAAGCCAGCUUUGCUUCUACCUGCCGGCUGGAGAACGGAAUCACAUCGGAGAAGGGGGCGAGAACGCCGUGUUUACACUGACCCCUUUGGUAGAACAUACUGGACGCUUGCAGACGCAAGAAAAGUGAUUGAUGCCGAAAGGACAAGACAGAACAUGGCCAACCUCCUCAAGAACAAAGCAAAGACCAAUUCAGAUGGGACAACCAAUUUAUUGACUUCUGGCGACAAGGUAAUGGAUCACGAUUCCAAACGGCAGAAGCUCACUUGA
Messenger RNA from Durusdinium trenchii, 3222 nucleotides. The record is from the annotation of a GenBank genome assembly. Lineage: Eukaryota; Dinophyceae; Suessiales; Symbiodiniaceae.